This is a messenger RNA of Salpingoeca rosetta, 693 nucleotides long. RefSeq lists its product as uncharacterized. The record is from RefSeq and is a predicted model, not a curated record. The transcript is spliced from 2 exons. Lineage: Eukaryota; Choanoflagellata; Craspedida; Salpingoecidae. Bases 1 to 693 code for a protein of 230 amino acids.
AUGCGCAAGGGCCCCUUGGUUGGUGGUGCAGACUUCUUUGAUGCCGCAAAACUGGCCAAGCUGAGGGAUGCGCACGCAAAGGCGCUGCGGGAACGUGCACCAACAGCGGCGUCCAUGAUGAAGAUGGCCACGAUCAUGGCCACGAUGGAGCGGCAGGACCGCGCUCGCUCGCGUGCUGCGCACACAACGGCACACGGACGCACAGCACCAUCUCAGGUGCCGACUGCCUCAACAGGGGAGAAUUUGGUGGGAAACAGGAGCUCGCCAGCACCGUCGUCCCCACCGCCGCUGAGAGAACAGCGCAGCAGUGGCGGACGCGAGAGUGGCAUGAGCAGUGGUGUGGCGUCUCCGUCCGAAGACAGGGCGGCUCGCACAGGGACGCAGGUCAAUGUAGACAACAGGAGUGGUUGCGGUGAGGGCGACCGCAGCUCAUCGCCAGGUACCGCUGUUUCCGCGCCCAGCACCGCAUUGACCACCGCAACCACCACUCGCGCCAACUCACGAUCAUCCAUCUCCAUGGCAUCAUCGUCAUCAUCGCCGCCACCGUUGCCAUCGUCAGCAUCGUCAUCGUCGGUGUUGUCGACCUCGUCGACUGUUCGCGAGAUGACGCGAGAAGAGCUCUUCCGCUUCAUUGACCGCCGCACAAGCAGGCGCCUCGCUACCAAACAAGACGGCAACCUUCGCAACACAUGA